Diaporthe amygdali is the source of this 1638-nucleotide messenger RNA. RefSeq names its product HSF-type DNA-binding protein. NCBI's taxonomy places the organism in Eukaryota, Fungi, Ascomycota, Sordariomycetes, Diaporthales, Diaporthaceae. The record is from RefSeq and is a predicted model, not a curated record. Gene Ontology annotation, biological process: regulation of DNA-templated transcription. Gene Ontology annotation, molecular function: sequence-specific DNA binding; DNA-binding transcription factor activity. Bases 1 to 1638 code for a protein of 545 amino acids. The transcript has 5 exons.
AUGGCCCCGCGAACCGUUCCUAUCCUUACGCCAACCAUCCAGAUGUCGGGUCCCGACAGCGAGCCCAUGGAUAUCACUACUCCUACCAACUCAUCCGCGCCUGCCUCUGCCACAAAGAGUCCCGAUAGGGAGAGGGACCGAGACGUCAAUGGCACCCCUGCCCGGUCAGAAGGUCAAGGGGCAAGCAGCUCCAUGACGAUGCCUGCGCCAACGGCGGCGGCGGCGGCGGUCCACGGCCCCAAGAUCGUUCAGACAGCUUUCAUACACAAGCUAUAUAAUAUGCUCGAGGACACAAACAUAGCCCAUCUCAUAUCAUGGUCAGGCACAGAAGAGAGUUUUGUCAUGUCGCCGACCUCGGAAUUCUCCAAGGUGCUUGCUCAAUACUUUAAACACACCAACAUCUCUUCAUUCGUCCGCCAGCUUAACAUGUAUGGCUUUCACAAGGUGAGCGACGUGUUCCACAACGGCAGCCCCGAGCAUCCCUUGUGGGAGUUCAAGCACGGGAACAACAGUUUCAAGAGGGGCGACUUGGUCGGACUGCGAGAGAUCAAACGGCGCGCUUCUCGCCACGCUCUAGUCACGCAAAAGGCACCGCCGUCACAGCCUGGGACGCCUGCCGAGCCGAUGCAGCCCAUACCAGACGGUGGUGACCCUAGGCUUUUCAACAUCGAGCGAAGCGUACAAGACCUUUACGCAAGACUUGAUCGUUCCGAAUCGAAUGCACAUUACAUGCAGAUCAAACAUCAGGCACUGCUCGACUCUGUCAACCGGCUUUUGUCUUUUAAUCAAGAACAGUCGCGGAUUCUGAUGAACUUGGUGUCACCUGAAAACCCUAUUCACAGAGAUGCCCUCGCAUUACGGGGAGACAUACAGCGUCAGGUUGAAAUCAUUCGUGGUCUGGAAGAUCCUCACGAAGCACCGUACUCAACCGGCCGUGCAUAUCUCGGUAAUGUGGAGAAUGCCCCGGUAUCGCCCCGGCAGUUGCCUCAGGACGAUCAGCGAAGGUCAAGCCUUGCUCCACCAGGCCAGACCCGUGCGCCGUACGAUUACCGGCCCUCAGUCCCGUCCAACCUUUCCAUUUCCACUCGCCGGCCGUAUGGCUCGAUUGGCGGAAGCACAAUGAACCAGACAUCUACUCCGACGGCGCAAUCUCCAUCUACUCUACGUCCACAAGCCCCUCCUCCACCCCCGGCGGCGCCUCACCCACUCGCCAAUGUAGAACACCCCGGGAGCCUCGCACGACGACAUACCUCAGCAGAUAUACGCGCUCAUGGAUGGCAGCCUCAGCCGCCACCCUUUUCCUCGGGCCCACCUUCUAGUCACCUUCCGUCUUCACCCAGUCACCUUGGCCCACCCGACGAGCGUCGUGAAUCGUUCUCACAAUACCCCUUCCCGACAACUCUACAGUCUCACUCUCGGCCAUCUAGCCCACCACCUCCACAGCCCAACUUUUCGAACGGUGAUGGUUUUGAGAAGCUCAGGAACUGGGAGUGGGGCUCAGCAACACAGAGUCGAAGGAGUAUCUUCCACGACAGCUCAGCUCCACCAACUCGACGCGGAAGCAUGGCUCACAUUCUAAACGACGAUGCGGAUGACCUCCGAGGAGACGAUGACCGCAAACGAAAGCGCCUGGCAUAA